AUGGCCUCCACCGCGCUCGAGCUCGCGCGACGCGCGCACGAAGACAUCGAGCGGCUCGAACGUCGCGCGUGUCGCGCGUUAACCUCCGAGAGCGCGUCGGCGACGCAUAAAGGGCGGUUAACCGCGAACAGACUCGCGAGCGGACUCGUGGAGGCGGCGGCCGAUCGAGCCAAACGAUUGCGCGCGGUGUAUGAUGACGCGGACGGGUCGAUGGCGGAGGAGAAGGCGUCGAUGGGGGAUGGCGAGGACGCGCGAAUGGCGCUGCGGGCGUUUUACGAGGCGGUGAAGCGGACGCGGGCGUCGUACGAGGGACGCGAGAGCGACGUCGCGAACGAUGGGGAGGCGUUUCUCGAUGAGAUUGAGCAGAGCUUGGAAGAUCCGAGCGCGGCGUUCAGCGGUGAGGAAAAUCUUGGGAGAUGUCUGGAUCUGCACGAGUCGCACGCGACGUUCUCAAACGCGACGUUCGGCGAGCGGUGCGAUUACUCCCAGUACCUGGCGCGGUGCGGGGACUUUGCGUCGAUCGCGCGAACGAAAAAGUUUCGCUCGGCGUACACGGAGUAUCUCGACGCCUUGCUCGCGUAUCUCGUAUCGUUUCAUGAGCGCGCGAUGCCGCUGCAGUUUGUCGGCGAGGCGCUCGAGCGAGACGCCGAGGCGUUCGAGGCGAGGUGGACAAAGGGAGAGUGCGUGGGAUGGGAAGACAGAGGCGUUCGCGCCGUGGACGAGAAGAUGAUGAAAUCUAGCUCGGCGGAUCUCUCGGCGUUCUCGUCGAUCGAGGAAAUGCGCGCGGCGCUCGACGUGGACGGGGUGAAGAGCGCGCUCGAGUCCAUGGGGCUCAAGGUGGGCGGGACGCCCGAGCAGCGCUGCGAGCGUCUGUGGAGCGUCAAGGGGAAGAAGCUGAGCGAGAUCGAUAAAAAGCUCUUCGCCAAGGGCGUCGUCGUCGACUUAAAGAAGAAAUCAUCCAAGGGCGACGACGUGGCAAAGGCGGAGGCGCGCGCGAAGAUGGUCGCGCGCAAGGAGAGCCAGUGCGCCGAGGCGUUGCGGCUUUUGGGCAAGCAACUCGACGCCACGCGCACGAACGUGGAGAAGAAGUCCACUUUAUCCCUCGCCGAGCUCCAAGCCGAGGCCGAGGAGGACGAUGAUUUCAGCGACGCCGAGACGGACGAGGAGGAGGAGAUUUACAACCCGCUCAAGCUCCCGCUCGGAUGGGACGGAAAGCCAAUCCCGUACUGGCUGUACAAGCUCCACGGAUUGAACAUGGAGUACACGUGCGAGAUCUGCGGGAACUACAGCUACUGGGGCCGAAGAGCGUUCGAGCGUCACUUCACCGAAUGGAGACACCAACACGGCAUGCGAUGCCUGAAGAUUCCCUACACCAGAGCCUUCAACGAAGUCGUCUCCAUCGCCGACGCGCGCGCGUUGCACGCGAAUUUAUCCCAACGCGACGACGGCUCCUUCGACGUCGCCCUCGACGCCGAGGUCGAAGACACCCACGGCAACGUGUACAACAAAAAGACCUACGAGGAUCUCAAGCGUCAGGGUUUACUGUAA
This is a messenger RNA of Ostreococcus tauri, 1548 nucleotides long. RefSeq names its product Zinc finger, C2H2-type matrin. Lineage: Eukaryota; Viridiplantae; Chlorophyta; Mamiellophyceae; Mamiellales; Bathycoccaceae. Gene Ontology annotation, cellular component: nucleus; spliceosomal complex. The record is from RefSeq and is a predicted model, not a curated record. The transcript has 2 exons. Gene Ontology annotation, biological process: mRNA splicing, via spliceosome. Bases 1 to 1548 code for a protein of 515 amino acids. Gene Ontology annotation, molecular function: RNA binding; zinc ion binding.